AUGAAUUUAUCAUCUCGCAGAGUCAUAUCAAAACGACAUGAUGUACGUUACAGUUGGGCGGCGGCUCUCGAUGCAGGGCAUUGGAGGCUGCGGGUGGAGUCAACGUGGGACCAUCGCAAACUGCAGCGACGGAUGAUACCAGCAAAUGUUCCACCUUCUACUCUCCGCCGUCAACCAACACGCCAACGCUGCGCAUGGCGGUCUUGUGACAGCUUUCCUUCCGUGAAGCCGAGUAAAAGAACGUCUUUCUCGACGAUAGUACCACUGGCCGCACAUUUGUCGGCGCCGCUCUUCAUUUUUGGUGGUUGUCACUGA
Messenger RNA from Necator americanus (New World hookworm), 315 nucleotides. RefSeq lists its product as uncharacterized. The coding region runs from base 1 to 315 and encodes 104 amino acids. The transcript is spliced from 3 exons. The record is from RefSeq and is a predicted model, not a curated record. NCBI's taxonomy places the organism in Eukaryota, Metazoa, Nematoda, Chromadorea, Rhabditida, Ancylostomatidae.